This is a messenger RNA of Saccostrea cuccullata (small rock oyster), 4286 nucleotides long. Its product is annotated as microprocessor complex subunit DGCR8-like. Gene Ontology annotation, biological process: primary miRNA processing. NCBI's taxonomy places the organism in Eukaryota, Metazoa, Mollusca, Bivalvia, Ostreida, Ostreidae. The coding region runs from base 256 to 2595 and encodes 779 amino acids. Gene Ontology annotation, molecular function: heme binding; double-stranded RNA binding; primary miRNA binding. Gene Ontology annotation, cellular component: microprocessor complex. The record is from RefSeq and is a predicted model, not a curated record. The transcript is spliced from 18 exons.
UUAACAGAUGUCGAAAAUGACGUCAUUUCCCGCAAGGUCCCCAGAAAUUCUGAUCAAGAUGGAGAACAAGAAAAUAUUAUGAUAAUGAAAACAGAUGCCUGUUUAAGAAAUCAGGAGGUUGUAUGGUGCAGGAGGAAAACGCACAGUUUAAAAAAAAAUACACCUUUAUGAAGGAGUUGUCUCUCUUUCUCUGCUUAUGUUCAUGGCCAUGGUAGAUAAUGUAAUUAUUGUCCAAUUUCCCAGUGAAAGUUAACAAUGGAAGGAUCACCUGACAAAGACCCACCUACAUCAACUCGAACGUCCAAUCCGCCAAGUGACAGGUUGGACUUUGACAAUGAUGAUGGUGGUAAUGAUGCUGCAAAUCAGUCCCUUGAGCUCAGUGAUGCUCAGGACUCGGACUCAGAUGGAGAACUCGAGGAAGGAGAAAUUCAGUCCGAGGUGGAAACAAACGACGAUGACUCCAGGUCUGUUAGUGAGGUCAUAGGUAAAAAAGAAAGUGAAAGUAAGACACCCCAUAUACCAAACUUUAACAUAGUUAAGUGCCAACAAUCUUUUAACCAUGAGAGUCCCAGUAGUAGUAGCUUGCUGGACUCAAGUACUGAUCAGUAUAAAACUGAGUCCCCUGACAUUGUCCCUGAUAGUUUUGACAACAAGAGUGAGGUUGAGUCCAGUGAUGGUGAAAUAUAUUCUGCCAGUGAAGAUAACCAGGUUAGUGAUGUCAAAGAGCAGUCCGAUGAUUUGUUUGAUAUGGUGUUUGAUUUUAAGUCGUCGGAGAAAGAUCAAAGCACUGCAGAUUCUCUAGAUGAUACUCUCACAGAGGAUAUUGGAGAUGAUAUAGGAAGAAAAAGAAAGCACACUUCAGCUGAGAAUGGUGAAAAAAGAAACAGUGAUGGAUACCCAGCUGCCAAGAAGUCACGAGUCAUAAACCAGACAGCAUCAGAGGAAGUGAGCUCAGAAGCUGGCACUCUGAAUGAGAAUGGCUUGACUCACGAGUUUGAUGUGAUUGAUGAGACUAACGAAGAUGGGGCAGACAAUUUUGACCAGGAUGCUGGGGAAUACAACAGUGACGAAGAUGACCUGGAUGACAACGAAAUUUACGCAUGGCUGGAAGAGGGUGUUAGCAAAAAAUCGCUCAAGCCUGAGGAUGCAGAUGAUGGACCAUCUCAAAGAGAAAAACUUGUAUUGCAAGAGAAAGGGAGUGAUCCUUUUGACAUGCUACCAGAGGGUUGGGUGCUGGUCACACAUAACAGUGGUAUGCCGGUGUAUCUCCACAAACAGUCCAGAGUAGUGACAUUUUCCAAGCCGUACUUUAUAGGGCCUGGGAGUGUCAGGAAACACAACAUUCCUGUGAGUGGCAUUCCAUGUUUAUACUACAGACGGGAGAAAGAGAGGGAAGCUAAACAGAAGGCAGGGAAGGAGACCACGAAUACAAGUGACAGCAUGUGUAAUGGGGAAAGUCACAGUAAGAAUUACACAGAGAAUGGUGGAGAGAAGCAGUCUGUUGACGGUUCACAGCCCACACUGGCCAGCCUGCCAGUCAAGAUUGAGUAUGCUGAGGAGAGAGAGAAAGAAAACUCACUAGAGCCUGAGGAACUAAGAAAAUACUGUGAAUCUCUGUUUGAAUUUAGAAAAAUCACUGUCAAUAAAUUCAAAACAUGGAAGGACAGGAGAAGACAUUUAAAUAAUGUUAAAAAACAGUCCCGACCUGCACUACCCUCCAACACCAAAUUGAUUACUUGUAAAGUCCCAGCGGAGAAAGGAGACCACAAACCAAGGAAGAAAGAGUUUGUAUUGAAUCCAACAGGGAAAUCCUAUGUUUGUAUUCUCCAUGAAUAUGCUCAGCAUACACUGAGAGUGCAACCUCGUUAUGUUUUCAAAGAGCUUGAAAAUGCCCAGAAUCCUUACAGUGCUACAAUUAUCAUUAAUGAGAUUGAGUAUGGUACAGGAUUUGCUGGCAGCAAGAGGGCAGCUAAAAUGGAAGCAGCUAAAGCGACACUGAGUAUUCUGAUUCCUGAAAUGUCGAAGUUAAUAGAGAAACAAGUGGAGGAUGAGGAAGAUCUCUCAUUUUUCGAUGAUAUUAAAAUUGAGGACCCAAGAGUUUACGAGUUGUGCAAUAAAUCAGGUCAACCUAGUCCAUUUCAGAUAUUACUGGAGUGCCUCAAGAGGAAUUACGGCUUAGGUGAUACACAGUGUAAAAUAGACGUCAAAACUUUGAAACACCAGAAGAGUGAAUACACUCUAACUGUUGGAAAACACUCUGUUACGGUUGUGUGUAAAAAUAAAAGAGAAGGCAAACAGAGUGCUGCUCAAGCUAUGUUAAAGCAACUUCACCCCCAUAUCUACAGUCUUGGUGCUCUAUUGAGGUUGUAUGGAAGGUCUUCCUGGAAAAGCGUCAAGGAGAAAAAGAAAGAGGAACAUGCUAUAACUGGAUUACAGUCCCAAGUCCGCUCCAAGAAACCAAAUGAACCUCUAUUACAAAAGUUAAAGGAAGAAAUGAUGAAAAUCCAAAUCCAAAGAGAAUCGGUCAAAACCAAGGGGAAGUUCCGUGUGGAUACAAAGACUCUGUCUGGUGCUGUGACCUGUAUAGACCUCUAGAGUUGUCUGCUCUUGUUCCCAUUUAUGGGACCAAACAUCCACAAUGCACAAUUCUAAUUAUUGCUUAUUGGUGAAGCUUGGUCAAUGAAAGACUGUGAUUUUUUUGAUAGAAUUUAUUCCCAUUAGAUUUUUUCAAAUUAAUUAUACAAGUGUAUGUAACUGGUCUUGAUGGAUGUAUUUGUGCUUAUACUUUAUUGGAGUAUUCUAUUUAGUAUUUAUUUCAAUAAUAUUUAAAUAUUGAUUGUCCCAAUCAAAUUUUUUGGUGAUUUUUUCAUGUGAAUUAGUGAUUGAGGAUAAUGGUAAAUGUAGAUGUGUGCAUAAAUGGUGAGUAAGCAAUUCCUAUGUGAGAUUAAAUUUUUGUAUACAUGUACCAUAUUUGGUAUUGGGUUUUCAGUAUGUUUAGUAGAUAUCUUCCAUUAUAUUAGGGAAAACAUUGUGGUCUUGAGACAUUGAAUAUGUUCAACCAUAUGUAAAUAUAAAAUGUGUAUCUAAUCUAUUUUGACUUUGCAUGUAUGAAGUUUUGUACUUUGAUAAAUGUGAUUUUAAUGUGGUAUAUACCUGUCACAAUAUUCUAAUUAAGUCCAGAUUAUAAAAAUCCAUGACACAGAAAAGGCAUUCCAUAUUUGAUUUUUAAUGAAAUUAUUUUGGAUAUCAGAUUAUUAAAAAUUGGAUCUGUAAUUUUUUUUGUCACUGUGCUGAUUUGUUUUAUUUAUGCUUACACAUAUAAAAAGUUUUCCUCUCCAGAAUCUAAAAUUUUGGAAAAAGAUAAUCAUUUUUUUUUUUUCAAAUUAAGAUUUAUAUAUCCUCCCACACAAACACAGAAAAUGAAUUUCAGAAAUUUGAACAAUUUAAUUAAGCUAUCUAUCUAAAAGGGGAAUGGUAAAUAAGUGACAUAUUACCAUUAUUACUGACAGUUCUUACAGCGUUUAAUAACAAAAGUCAGUGAAUCUCUUUGUGAACUCUACUGCUCAGAGACUAAAAGAGCUUGUUCAUUAGUCAGAUGUCCUUCCAUCCUGAAACAAGUUUUCUAAAUGCUAAUCCAGUACUAUUGGUCCGAUUUCAGUAAGUACACACAGGAUAUCGGCAUGUAGGUUAUAAUGAUACAUAAUUAUAUGAUUGGUUUCUGUCGCAAUGAACAAUGUUGUCAUGGUUACUAAGAAAGAAUAGAAAUUUUGGUUAUUUUUUUCUUCAAAAUGAAAGCAACUCCUCUUCCAGUUGUAGUCUGAUAUCAAUAAAUUUAUUUAUGCAAAAAUAGAUCUAAUUUAGAAAUACAAUUUCUAUGAAUUGGAUGUAGAUUUUGUUAAACAGUGUUGCUUUGGUAACUAAUAACUCAUGACUAAGAUACAGAAUGUGAGGAAAAGUGUUGCUAUGGUUUCUCAAACAAAACAAAAAAAUGUAAUAUUCUUUCAAAACACUACUGCAAUUCUGAUCAGUUUUCAAUGAAAUUUGGUAUACAUUGAUAUUCUUUCGAAAGCUGUAAUUUUAGUUAGAUUUCACCGAGACUUGAUACAAUGGCAAGUAUUCAUUGAUUCAAGAUUAUACCUGUUUGUAAUUCCAUUUGACAAAAUUGAUAUUACAUGUAAAUCAGCAAGAUUACUGUAUGUUAAAAACUACCAUAUCAAGAUUACCUAUAAUCCAUUGUACAUGUGAUCAAAUCUAAACAGAAUAAACUGUUUUUGAUUACUUCCAAA